UUCCUAUUGGCAGUUAUUGUAUAGAAAUUUGGAAGGAAACCGCGUAAAUUCCAGAAAGAAAAAUUUUUCGUUUUUUGUUAGAUUUUGAAUAAUGGCUAAAGUUCAUAUAACAAAUGUAGUUGUUUUAGAUAAUCCCAGCAGUUUUUUCAAUCCGUUUCAAUUUGAGUUGACAUUUGAGUGUAUAGAAGAAUUACGUGAAGAUUUAGAAUGGAAAAUGAUUUAUGUGGGUUCAGCGGAAUCUGAGGAGUAUGAUCAAAUACUAGAUACAAUAUAUGUUGGUCCAGUUCCGGAGGGAAGACAUAUAUUCGUUUUUCAAGCUGAAGCCCCUGAUGUUACAAAAAUACCCGAGCAGGAUGCAGUUGGAGUUACAAUAAUAUUAUUAACGUGUUCGUAUAGAGGUCAAGAAUUUGUUCGCGUAGGUUACUUUGUAAACAAUGAUUAUGGGGAACAAGAAUUACGGGAAAAUCCCCCACAGAAGCCUCAAUUUGAAAAAUUAACUAGAAAUAUUUUAGCAACAAAACCACGUGUAACACGAUUCAAAAUUAAUUGGGAUGAUAUUCCAACAAGUAUUCAAGGUUUUGGUGAUGAUAUUAACUUGAAAGAACAAAUUUCGACGAACAGUGAAACAAAAUUAAAUGAUGGAACAAAUUGCUACACUAAUGAAAAUAUAUCUGAACCAUCGCAUAUUGUAGACGAAAAUAGUUUAAUAUUUACCUUAGAUCGUACAAAUGAUAAUUCGAAUUCUUUAUUAAUGGAAUGUUAAUUUAUUCAGGUAUUCUUUGCUAAUAAAAACGAAACAUAAAAUUAAAGUAAACUUA
This is a messenger RNA of Condylostylus longicornis, 818 nucleotides long. It is a transcript of the gene asf1, whose product is annotated as histone chaperone asf1. Bases 92 to 763 code for a protein of 223 amino acids. The record is from RefSeq and is a predicted model, not a curated record. Gene Ontology annotation, molecular function: histone binding. The transcript has a single exon. Lineage: Eukaryota; Metazoa; Arthropoda; Insecta; Diptera; Dolichopodidae. Gene Ontology annotation, cellular component: nucleus. Gene Ontology annotation, biological process: DNA replication-dependent chromatin assembly.